Messenger RNA from Naegleria fowleri, 2028 nucleotides. RefSeq lists its product as uncharacterized. The transcript has 2 exons. Gene Ontology annotation, biological process: arginyl-tRNA aminoacylation. The record is from RefSeq and is a predicted model, not a curated record. Bases 1 to 2028 code for a protein of 675 amino acids. Gene Ontology annotation, molecular function: ATP binding; arginine-tRNA ligase activity. Lineage: Eukaryota; Heterolobosea; Eutetramitea; Acrasida; Naegleriidae. Gene Ontology annotation, cellular component: cytoplasm.
AUGUUUCGCUCAAGUGUGAAGGGAGAUCUUUCCACUCUCUUCAGAAAGGCUUUACUCAACACCACCAUGACCUCCUCUUCCUCAAUAUCAACCACAACAACAUUUCCAUGGUCCAUCGGAAAGAGUACAGCCUCGACUACCAUCGCUAGCCUUCCCUUCAUGUCCGUUCCAUCCGUCAAUAAAACAAAAAAGACAGCCUUCUCUGGAGAUUAUCAAACUCCGAUUGCUGUUCAAUUGGCCAAUCAAAUGAAAACCAUUCCUUCGUUGGAUUUUGCCAAAAUAUUGAGUGAUCAGGUCAUGAUGAUGCAUAAUCAACAAGAAGAAGUACAUCAAGUGUUGGAUCAGUUGGAAGUUGUUGGAAAUGGAGUCAUUGCUCUCUCACUCCGAGAAGAAUACGUGAAACGAAAAAUUAUUGAAAUAUUUAAGGAAAAGAAGAAACGAGAAGAAAUCAAGUCCACCACCACUCCGAACGGAAUUGAUAAAAUCAAAGUAGUGGUGGAUUUUUCAAGCCCUAACAUGGCCAAGAGAAUGCACGUGGGUCAUUUGAGGUCUACCAUUAUUGGAGAUUGUAUUUGUAGAGUUUUGGAGAGAGAUGGAAGAUUUGAGGUGGAACGUGUGAAUCAUGUAGGCGACUUUGGAACUCAAUUUGGAAUGCUUCUCGCCUAUAUUGAAACAAAACAAGUGGAUAUUUCUUUUUUGAAAACUUUAGAACCAGCUCAACAAUUAGAAACUGUUGAAAAUUAUUAUAAGGAAUCGAAAAAAUUAUUCGACUCGGAUGAACAGUUUAAAAGUCUAGCUCAUCAAAAAGUCAUUCAAUUACAGCAAGGAAAUGAUGAAAACAUACAGUCAUUGUGGAAAUAUUUAUUAGAGUGCAGUAGAUAUGAAUUUGAUUCAAUUUAUGAGCGAUUGGAUGUGAAACUUGAAGAAAAAGGAGAAUCUUUUUACAAAACCUACAUUCCAUCUGUGUUGGAAAUGUUGAAACCAAUCAUUAAGGAGAGUAAAGGAGCAAGAUGUAUCUUUACAGAAGAUGACAAGAUUGAUCCCUCUUCGUCAACAAACACCGAAGAACCACCGCUCAUGGUACAAAAAGCAGAUGGAGGUUUCACGUAUGACACAACAGAUCUGGCAACACUUUGGUACAGAUUGAAUGUUUCUAAAGCAAAAUGGUUAAUUUAUGUUACUGAUUCUGGACAAGCUUUACAUUUUAAGCAUGUCUUUAAAGUUGGAGAAAUGAUGAAUUGGAUUGAUCCUGUGGAGUCAAGCAAAGAUAUUAUUUGGCAGGAAAACAUUUUAGAUAUUAUAAACUCUCCUAAAAAGGUGAGAAUUGACCACGUAGGGUUUGGAGUAGUUUUGGAUGAAGAGAAGAAGAAAUUUAGAACGAGGUCUGGAGAAACUGUCAAAUUACACGAUUUGCUUGAUGAGGCUGUGAAAAGAGCAUUUGAUAUUAUCAAAGAAAAGAACAUUAAGAGAUGCGAAGAAGACGAAAGUGUGAAACCACUCAGUGAUGAGCAAAUUAUGGAAGCAGCAAAAGUUGUUGGUUAUGGAGCUGUCAAAUAUGCAGAUUUGCGAACACACCGUUCAACAAACUACAUUUUCUCCUACGAAAAAAUGUUAGAUUUUAGAGGAAAUACUGCUGUUUAUUUGCUCUAUGCCUAUGCAAGAAUUUGCUCAAUAAUCGACAAGUCUGGAGAAAAAGAUUUGCUUCAAGAAUUGCAGCAACGAGCAGCUGAGGGAGAUUUGUCACUUUUUUCAGAUUUCAAAAACUCGAAAUCAGAAUGGAAAUUGUCCUUAAAGCUCAUUGAAUUCCAAGAUGUGCUGAACUUGGUCAUGGACAAACUUGAGCCCCACUAUUUGUGUGAAUAUUUGUUUGACUUGUCCAACGACUUUAGUGCCUUCUUUAGAGAUUGCAGAGUCAUCCAGGAAGAUAAAAAGCUGCAAAGAUCUCGACUGCUGUUGUGUGAAGCAACUGCACAAACGAUGAAACAAGGUUUUGAUUUGUUGGGCUUAAAAACUCUAAAUAGACUCUAA